AAUCGAAGCGCUGGAAGUCGCAAUGCAUCCAUCUGUUACCGUCCGUUAAAUAUAGCGGGUUGUAACAUUUGCCCAGUUGGUUCCGUCGCUGCAGCACCGUUCGUUCGUUAGAAAAGUGCGGCGCUACGUCUAAUUGAAGAUGCGGGCUGAUGAAUUAUUUACUUAGAUUUUUAUUUACGAAGAAAUCUUGCCCAGGACGAAAAAGAAACUUGGGCUAAUCCUGGUCACAUUUUGCCACGGUAACAAUGGGCCGUUUGGACCCAUCUAACAACACAGAGGGGGUGAUUCCUGCCAGAAGGGACUACACUUACAGGGACCAGGAGAGUCUGGGUAAUGACGACAUGGACAUCCAUAGACCAGGCUUUACGACGGACAUCACCAAGAACUUCAGUGUCCAGAUCACCCUCAUUGCCGCAUACUCCCUCAUCAUUCUGCUGGGGCUUCUUGGGAACUCCUUGGUUAUCUACAUGAUCAUCCGCUACAGGAACAUGCGCACUGUCACCAACUUCUUCAUUGCCAACCUGGCCCUGGCUGACCUAAUGGUGGACAGUCUCUGUCUGCCCUUCACCCUGGUCUACACUUUGCUAGAUGAAUGGAAGUUUGGUGCAGUUCUCUGCCACCUGGUACCCUACGCGCAGGCCCUCAGCGUCCACGUCUCCAUCCUCACGCUCACCAUCAUCGCCCUGGAACGUCACCGCUGCAUCGUCUUCCACCUGGACCAGCGGCUCUCCCGACCUGCUAGCUUCGGCAUCAUCACCCUGACCUGGGUGGUGGCGGCCGUACUGGCGGCUCCGCUGGCUAUUUUCCGGGAAUACCGCUACGUUGAGAUUGCCCCCAUCGAUUUGCGCAUCGCCGUCUGCUCUGAGAAAUGGCCCAACGGCACCAACCGGGAUGGCAUCAUCUACAGCUUCUCCAUGUUACUCCUGCAGUACGUGCUGCCUCUGGGCAUCAUAAGCUACGCCUACACGCGCAUUUGGCUCAAGCUCAAGAACCACGUCAGCCCCUGUAACCGGAGUGACACCCUCCAGCGGCGUAAAAACACCACCAAGAUGCUUGCGCUGGUCGUGGUGGUCUUUGCCGUCUGUUGGCUGCCCUUCCACAUCUUCCAACUGGCCAGUGAUCUGGACCUGGUCCUCAAAUUUAAAGAAUACAAGCUCCUCUACACCCUUUUCCACAUUAUUGCCAUGUGCUCCACCUUCACCAACCCCCUCCUGUACGGCUGGAUGAACAAGAACUACAGAAAUGGCUUCUUGAUGUUUUUCCGCUGUGAGCACAAACCCGAGACCAUUCGCCCCGAGGGCUCUUUCAAGACAAGGUCUCAACGGGCUUUGACCCAGUGCAGACAGACUGGUGAGCACCCCCCAGCUGCCGUGUAAUGUAAAUGCCAACAGCUUACCUGGGUGCGUAACACUAAAUAUGUGCACCCAUCUUUGAUGAUGCUUGUAAGUUGCCAUCAUUAUGUGAAUUCAGAUGCUACAUGCAAUCCUGUACAGCAACUAACAAUGUACUUAAGAUUUUCAGUUUUGAUUUGUAAGGGUAAUGAUAACUCAUGGCAACACUACUGUGUAUCUUUAACUCCUAGAAUGAGGCACAAAUAAACUAGAAACUUGUUUGCCUUAUAUUUUUGGCUUUUUAUGUUGAAAAAAAAUGCGAUCUUCAAUUCUGUGCCUUCUCUUCCUCAGAUGCUCUAAAUACCUCUACUUUUAAUCAUUUACGGGAUGCUAGUUUUUUUUUUGUUAGAAAAGGGGUUAGAUAACAUAUCGGAAAAAAAGAAACUGUAUGUUUACAUAACGAUUAGAAGAAUAACAGUUUUAAAAUUGUCAUCCCUUGCAUACAGCUCCAGCAUCCAAAUCUCUUUUUCCCUGAAGGGCUGUUGUCUGUGGUUAAAAUGAGGAUUUGAUGAUUGACUAAUUUUUUUUAAUAGUUGCUAUAUCCUGUGGAAAAAAUGUCUAAUGAGCGUAUUAGACGUGAAAGAAAUUUUGCAUUAGAUGGAUGUAUUUUUGGGGGAAGUGUGGGGGCUCAGUGACUGUCACUCCAGGGGUGUGGGUUCAGAUGCCUCCUUUGGGUGUGUUUCUGGAACCUGCUCGCUUGUUCUUUCCGUUUCACGCCGGCUUUUCUCCAUCGUUACAUGAAGUGGUGUCUCUAAUUUGCUUGUUACGUGUGACUGCAUUAGCGAUGCAUUGGGCUUCCCGUCUGGCGUGUAGCCCAGCACUGUACCCUGUUCUGCUUGGCACAGGCUUCGGACCCCAGGUCGGGAUAAGUAACUGGAAUAUGGAUGAGUCAUGGAUAUUACUGCAAAAACGUCAAGAAUGCUCAAUUAUAAUUAUUCUUGCAGAUGUAUCAUUUUUUUCCACUGGGGAUCGAUAAAAAAAAA
Messenger RNA from Brienomyrus brachyistius, 2374 nucleotides. It is a transcript of the gene npy7r, whose product is annotated as neuropeptide Y receptor Y7. Lineage: Eukaryota; Metazoa; Chordata; Actinopteri; Osteoglossiformes; Mormyridae. The record is from RefSeq and is a predicted model, not a curated record. Gene Ontology annotation, molecular function: neuropeptide Y receptor activity. The transcript has 2 exons. Gene Ontology annotation, cellular component: membrane. Gene Ontology annotation, biological process: G protein-coupled receptor signaling pathway. The coding region runs from base 246 to 1376 and encodes 376 amino acids.